ACGGUCCAUGUAAGUUUGCUGUUUCAAGCUCCGUACUAGGUGGGCAUUUAUAGUUACAUGUUUUUUCUCUUCUCAGAAUCCCUUAUUAUAGCCAACGCCUCCAAGAAAAACCUCUUCUUGCCCAUAGCAACCGCAGCCGUUUCAUCGUACUCAGUAGCCUCCAACCACCGGCGUCCGCCGCCAAUCAACCGACAGUUAGAAGAACCCACCGGAGGGAAGGCAGGCGAUAUGGGCGGCCAUGGAAAGGCAGGAGAUGAAGAGAAGCAGCAGGUAGAAGCACCCAAGAUGGCGUCGUUUGAUCUCAAUGAUUUCAAGAUUAUCAAGGAAGGAGAGGCCGAGAUUAUAAUGCACUCCAAGAAUGCUGUCUUUUUCAACAAAGCCCAGGUUAACAACAGAGAUAUGUCUAUUGCUGUUUUGAGGGAAUUUAUAGCAAAGAGGAAGCAGGAGCAUGAAGCAUUUGUGGCCAGAAAAACAAAGGUGGUUCCAAAGGAUAAAGAUAAUUCUGGUAUGGAACUGGAUGCUCCAGUUGAUAAUGAUCAGCAUAAUGGAACACCUAAUAAUGGGUGUGAAGUCACAGAAGAAACGUCUCAGGAUGAGCAAUGUAGCAUUUCUGAAGAACCAAUCAAAAGUCUGGGAGGAAAGUGCAGAGAACUGAAGCCACCACGAGUUCUUGAGGCUCUAUCAGCUUCUGGUUUGAGGGCUUUAAGAUAUGCGCGUGAAAUUGAAGGGAUUGGCCAAGUCGUGGCCUUGGACAAUGAUAAAGCCUCUGUUGAAGCUUGUCUGAGAAACAUAAAAUUCAAUGGCUCAGUGGCCUCUGCAAAGGUGGAGUCUCACCUUGAUGAUGCUCGAGUUUAUAUGCUCACUCAUCCAAAAGAAUUUGAUGCGGUUGAUCUAGAUCCAUACGGUUCACCCUCUGUGUUCCUGGACUCUGCUGUUCAGUCUGUCGUUGAUGGGGGCUUAUUAAUGUGUACUGCAACUGAUUUGGCAGUGCUGUGUGGAGCAAAUGGCGAGGUUUGCUAUUCCAAAUAUGGUUCUUAUCCAUUGAAAGGAAAAUAUUAUCAUGAAAUGGCAUUGAGGAUACUUCUUGCCUGCAUUGAGAGCCAUGCAAAUCGACACAAAAGAUAUAUUGUUCCUGUAUUGUCAGUUCAUAUUGACUUCUAUGUGCGUGUCUUUGUUCGCAUCUAUACUUCGGCAAGUGCUAUGAAGAAUACUCCCUUAAAGCUGUCAUAUGUUUAUCAGUGCAUCGGUUGUGAUUCUUUCCAUCUUCAGCCACUCGGUAGAACUGUGUCCAAGAACAACAAUGUGAGGUUUCUUCCCGGGUUUGGUCCGACUGUUACUCAAGAUUGCGGUGAUUGUGGUAAGAAAUUGAACAUGGGUGGACCUAUAUGGUCUGCUCCAAUCCACGAUCAAGAGUGGGUAGCUUCCAUUCUUGCGGAUGUGAAAUCGAUGAAGAACCGGUAUCCUGCUUAUGACCGAAUCUCUGCUAUACUGACAACAAUUUCAGAGGAAUUACCAGAUGUUCCUCUGUUUCUAAGUUUGCACAAUCUCUGUGCAACGCUCAAAUGUACUUCUCCCUCCGCAGUUAUGUUUCGGUCUGCAGUGAUCAAUGCAGGAUAUCGUAUAUCGGGAACUCAUGUGUGUCCUUUGGGGCUGAAAACGGAUGCUCCAAUGGAGGUCAUUUGGGAUAUAAUGCGUUGCUGGGUCAAAAAUCAUCCUGUGAAAGCUCAACCGCUUGAACUGUCUGGAAGCGUGAUUCUUGCUAAGGAACCUGUUCUGCAGGCGAAUUUUGCACGGGCCGUUGCAUCGCUGAGCAAGGCACAGGCAAAGAAGGUUGCACGCUUCCUUCCCAAUCCCGAAAGACAUUGGGGCCCAAAACUCAAGGCCGGCCGCCAGAUCAUGAGCAAACAUAUCUCUCUUUUGGGUCCAGAAGCAAUGAAUGGAUUAAGCAACCACGAAGAUGACGAAGAACCUGCAGCCAAGCGUAAGAAGACAGAAGAAGAUCCCCCUCAAGAGUCGUAAAGCUAUUAAUAUGACAAUAUGUUUCUUCUUCUGCUGCAUCUACUUGCACACAGAGAGACUCAUCCCAUUCUGAAAUUUACUGAAAGUUCUUACAUCAAAAAGAAGAUUGCUCUGCCAUGUAUGUUGAAAUUUUGAUUCUGAAAGGUCAAAUUUUGUUAUGGUGUUGGUUUCCUCCAACUGAUGUGCAUGGAAACAGAGCUCUUGGCAACGUAUUCAAUUCAUUAUUUCCUUGAAGAA
Molecule: messenger RNA, 2256 nt
Organism: Ipomoea nil (Japanese morning glory)
Lineage: Eukaryota; Viridiplantae; Streptophyta; Magnoliopsida; Solanales; Convolvulaceae
Product: probable tRNA (guanine(26)-N(2))-dimethyltransferase 2
Exons: 12
Coding region: 58-2019 (653 amino acids)
Biological process (GO): tRNA N2-guanine methylation
Cellular component (GO): nucleus
Molecular function (GO): RNA binding
Source: RefSeq, a predicted model, not a curated record